GUAGUCUGUGGUGUGGUGGUUGAUUCAAAACUAUUUCCACUGUUACAUUUACAUUUAACAAAGCAAGAAGCUCUACCAUGUCUCUCUCUGUGAUACUUGGACUGAUGCUCUGCAUUGAAGCACCAGGGUCCAGCGCUGUGACUGAUGUGUUUGUGAAGAGAGGAGAUGAUGUACUUCUGGAAGUCAUGGAUGAUGCUACAAAGAGAUUUAUAAUUCUUGUCUGGAAUUUUAAUACAAGCAAUGUUUUAGUAGGAUAUUCACCUGGUGGAAAACCAACAGUCCCUGAAGGUUACACUGGAAGGGUUGAGUUCUUUGUUGGAAAUUACUCAGUGAAAUUAAAGAAUCUACAAGAUGACGACAGUGGAGUUUAUACAGCACAAGUGACAGGAAAUAAAGACCAAACAAUAGCUGAAUACAUGGUCACAGUUCAAGGUCCAGUGUCUCCAGUUGAUCUGAAUCCAGACUCUGUGUCCAUCAGCUUAGACUCCUGUAACCUCACUGUGACCUGCAGCACAGAGGACUCACACAUCAGCAGCACUUUCACAUGUGACACCAACACCUGCUCUCAGGAGGGAGGAGACCAAUCAAAGGUCACCAACUCUGGUGCUUCCCUCCGUGUCCACCUGUUGAAUGACACAAUCAUCUGUAACUAUAGCAACCAAGUCAGCUGGACUCAGAAGAACAUGACACAGAUUCAGGAUCUCUGUCUCCUACAUGCUGGUCUCUCUGAUGGUGUCUCCAUCUGUCUAGUGAAGACAGUCGUGUUCUCUGUUGGUCUGAUCAUCAUGGUGUCUGUCGUCAUCAGUGUCCACCUCAUGGAGAAGAUCAGGAAACUAAAAUAAACAGUUCUCCUCUGAUCAAAUGAACAUAGAGCUCAAUCUCAGUGAAACUCUCAGCUGCCUUUUUUUUUCUUAUAUCACUGCUUUUAUGAUGGCUAAAUAAUUAACAUACUGUAUAAAUCCUGUCAGCUGUUGGUUGUGAAGGGUCUGGAGUUGAACUUGGCACCUCUGUGGACCACCUACAAAGAAAUCUAAAAUGUCUUUCUGGAAAAAUAUAUUUGUCACCAUUAAUUUAACUUGUUGUUCCCUGAGAACUCAAACAGAAACAGUUUGAACAGAUGGAUCAAAGUCAUUUAAUCAUUCAGAGAAAGUGAGAAGAAAACAGCAGAAAGGGACAGAGAGGUUCAGAGAGCAAAGUUAGCAUGAUCAUAAGAGCCACAUUAAAGGGACAUAAUUCAGAAUCAGAUGUCAUGCUCAGUCAUAGACAUGUAUUACAGCUUGUGUUUUUGUUCAUUCUGUCACUUUAUAGAAAAUAAAAGUCAUGUUCGUCAUGUGUAACAUUUUCAGCGUGGAAUCCUUCCUUAAAAGAAAUCCUUCCUCUGGCAUCCAAACACAGCAUCAAUUAAUUCAACCACCAAAAUAAACCUGUACAAAACAGCA
This is a messenger RNA of Mugil cephalus (flathead mullet), 1439 nucleotides long. Its product is annotated as SLAM family member 5-like. The record is from RefSeq and is a predicted model, not a curated record. Lineage: Eukaryota; Metazoa; Chordata; Actinopteri; Mugiliformes; Mugilidae. The transcript is spliced from 4 exons. Bases 78 to 842 code for a protein of 254 amino acids.